AUGAGCAGGGACGAACGAGAGUGGGAGAAGCCGACAAAGUUCGUGCCAGAGCGAUUCUUGUCGGGAGGCGAUGACGAGGGGGUGGAUGUGUCUGGCAGCAGGGAGACUAGGAUGAUGCCGUUCGACGUCAGGAGGAGGAUCUGUGUCGGGCUUGGCAUUGCUAGACUUCACCUCGAGUACUUCGUGGGAAAUUUGGUCAAUGAGUUGUGGCAUGAGGUUCCAGGCAAUGAGGUGGACUUCACCGAGAAGCCGGAGUUCACCCUCAUCAUGGCCAAACCACUAUGCGCGAGGAUUAUCCCUAGUGAUGUUGUGGAUAAGCUAAAAGCUGAAUUUCUUUAG
Triticum dicoccoides is the source of this 339-nucleotide messenger RNA. RefSeq names its product cytochrome P450 89A2-like. The coding region runs from base 1 to 339 and encodes 112 amino acids. Gene Ontology annotation, cellular component: membrane. NCBI's taxonomy places the organism in Eukaryota, Viridiplantae, Streptophyta, Magnoliopsida, Poales, Poaceae. The record is from RefSeq and is a predicted model, not a curated record. The transcript has 2 exons. Gene Ontology annotation, molecular function: iron ion binding; oxidoreductase activity, acting on paired donors, with incorporation or reduction of molecular oxygen, NAD(P)H as one donor, and incorporation of one atom of oxygen; heme binding.